AUGUUAAGAGUUGGAAAGAGGCUGAUCUGGAAGGGCGUUCGUGGUAUCCAUGUGGUUCCCAAGCUGCCCAAUGGGCAGGAGUUGAGUCGGCGAGGUAUUCCCAAGGUGCUGAGCAAAGACGGGUUUGAUCUAGUUUGGAGUCAGCAGCAAGGGUAUGUGUGUGACAAGCUGACGCUUGCCACCGCGGGCACGAGUCUGGAGUCGUACUUGCCGUUUCAUAUACUGUUGAAGACGGCGAAGAACCAGCACCAGAGCCACAUCUUCAACCUCGCCUCUGCGGCGCAUAAUAACCACUUGUUUAUAGAGAACAUACUGCCUGUGACGGAGGAAGGUAGUGCGCUGAGCGAGACCAAUAAGCCCUCGAGGCUUCUGGAGGCCAGGCUAGUGGAUUCGUUCGGGCACGGGUGGGACCAAGUGAAGGAAGAGAUGGUCAAGAGUGCUACUGACAACGUCAUUGGCGAAGGUUGGCUGUUCUUGGUUGAGAACAGCAACAAGGAGCUGCACAUACUCACGAUACAAAACAAUGGUACCCCUUACUACUUUCCUAGGAACCAGCUGUUUGACAUGAACAGCGCCAUAAGACCAGAGGAGUACCAGCAUACUAAGAGCGUGAAAGAGCUUGUAGACAAGGCCUCUGAGCUUGGCAAGAAGGUUGACGAUUGGACCAUGCCUCUGAUCUGUGUGAACCUUUGGGAUCACGCCUAUUUGGCAGACUACGGGGUACAGAACAGAGCCAAGUAUGUCAGAAAUGUGUUGGACAACUUGAACUGGUCUGUGGUCAACAACAGACUGUUCACUGACCCAGUUGCAUAG
Molecule: messenger RNA, 813 nt
Organism: Nakaseomyces glabratus
Lineage: Eukaryota; Fungi; Ascomycota; Saccharomycetes; Saccharomycetales; Saccharomycetaceae
Gene: RSM26
Product: mitochondrial 37S ribosomal protein mS42
Biological process (GO): superoxide metabolic process
Molecular function (GO): superoxide dismutase activity; metal ion binding
Source: RefSeq, a predicted model, not a curated record